AUGGAGUUCCCAUUUAUGCGAGCUUUUAUCGCUCUUUUUCUUUACCGUUAUUUUCGUCUUGUUGUGAAUCUGUUUUCAUUUUGGACCUUCAAGCCCAUUCCUCCCCCGGAAAACCCGAAAUUAACUGCACAAGAUGUUACGGUUAUUAUCCCUACUCUUGAGGGAUGCGGCGAUGAAUUGGUUGAGACUAUCAGGACUAUCCUUGAUAAUCACCCAUACGAACUCUUACUGGUGACAAUCGAGGCCAACCGAAAGAAAGCCGAGAACAUGUUAAACUUGAUGCCUGCUUCCAAGUCAAGGAUCCGCCUCUUCACCGUGACACAUCCCAAUAAACGCCGUCAAAUGACAAAAGCCAUUCCGGAAGUUCGCACCCCGAUUACGAUCUUUGCAGAUGACGAUGUGAGCUGGCCGCGCACAGUGCUUCCCUGGAUCUUAGCUCCCUUUGAGAAAGACGAGCGAUACGGAGGCGUGGUCACAUGCCAGCGACUUCGUCGUGCUGCUGCACCGACUUUAUCUCAGCGUAUUUGGGGCUUCCUGGGCGCUCUCUACCUGGAAAGAAGGAACUUCGAUUGCGCAGCUACGACGCACAUCGAUGGCGGACUCCCCUGUAUGUCAGGGCGGAGUGUUGCAUACAGAACGGACAUCCUUCAAAAUGAAGGCUUUACUUACGGUUUCACUAACGAAGAAUGGUGGUUUGGGAAAUACCAAUUGAAUGCCGACGAUGACAACUUUAUCACACGUUGGAUGGUAUCGCAUGGGUGGGAGACUUUCAUGCAGUACCACCCCGAAGCCGAAGUUCUCACGACCUUGGAAGAUAACCCUAUCUUUCUGAAGCAAUGCGCCCGGUGGUCACGAAGCAACUGGAGGAGCAAUCUUACGAGCAUGUUCCAUGAAAAGCACAUUUGGCAUCGCCAGCCUUGGAGCGCAUACGCCGUCCAUCUGACAACCCUGUCGCCUCCAGCUCUUUUGGGUGACUUGCUGCUUGUUUUAUUAUGCCAUAAAGCCACGGCGUCCUGGGACGAAAGCUCGCACAUUAUGGCCAUGCAAGUCCUCGGUGUAUGGAUGUUUAUCAGCAAGUUUAUAAAACUGUUAGGCCAUUACAUCCGAUACCCGGUUGAUGUCUUGUUACUGCCUGUGUCCAUCCUUUUCGGGUAUUUCCACGGAGCAAUCAAGAUGUACGCAGUGCUAACCCUCAAUGUGACAACAUGGGGUAGCAGAGAUGGUGCCGAUGACUAUGAUGCCGAGCGCAUGAAGAAACGAACAGACAACGACCGAGUGAAGCAACCGUAUUAUCCGAGAUUCAUCACUCAAUAA
Aspergillus affinis is the source of this 1314-nucleotide messenger RNA. RefSeq names its product glycosyltransferase family 2 protein. The coding region runs from base 1 to 1314 and encodes 437 amino acids. The record is from RefSeq and is a predicted model, not a curated record. Lineage: Eukaryota; Fungi; Ascomycota; Eurotiomycetes; Eurotiales; Aspergillaceae. The transcript is spliced from 4 exons.